AUGCCAUUUACCGAUGACGAAUGGGAUCGAGUUUUACAAAUACCAGUGAAUAUUCCUGAAAACAUUUCUUCAAUUGAUACCGAUUAUGAAAACAGAAACCUAACCAAUAUCACUAAUUAUAUUCAGCAACUUCAAACAAGUUCUAGUGUAACUAGUACUAUUAAAGAAAAUACAGACGAGCUAGUUAAAGUGAACCCUGCUAAAAAAACGUCUGACGGUUAUGGUCCUUGUCCGGAGUGUCUAGGUUUUAUGAUAAAAAGGCAUAUAUGGCACCAUCUUAAAUACUCAUGUGUCUAUAUGAAAGACAAAAGUAGUUGUGAAAAAUCCUCACGACUACCAGCUGCUGAAAGCACCUCUCUACUAAAUGGAAUUUAUGGCCAUAACUUAUCAGAAGAUUUUCGUUCAAACGUUUUAAAUAAAUUGCGAAAUGAUGAGAUUUCUGAAAUAUGUCGCAAAGAUAAUCUUAUUUUACGAUUUGAAGCAUUUUUGUAUGAGAAACAUAGCAGCACUCAAGCGGAACUUAUUAGACAGUCCAUGCGGCAACUUGCGAGAUUAACAAUUGAGCUCGCCAAGAAAAAUAGCGAUGUGCACAAUUUAAUUGACGCUCUUACCCCUGAAAAAUUUGAUGCUGUUGUCUUAGCGACAAAGUCCCUUUGUGUAACAUCGAAGGAAAUAGCGAAGAGAACUGAGUUUGGAAUCCCGUCUUUAGCAUUAAAAAUUGGGUAUUCUAUUAGAAAAUGCAUUGGCAUUGAAAGAGGUUUAUGUUUACGAAAGGGCGACCUCAAAAGAAAUGAAAUAUUGCUGAAUUUCUUGUCAAUUUUAUAUUUGGAGUGGAGUGUCAGAAUUUCAUCCAAUGCAUUUUCUACUUUGCACUCUAGAAAAUUUAAUUCUGUUGACUUACUUCCAGUUAGUGGCGAUUUAAUUAAAUUGAGCAAAUUUUUAGAAUUUAUGAUCCAAGAAACAAAGAAUGAUAUGGAACGAAAAAAGAGUUUUCAAAACUGGAGUAAACUAGCAUCACUUACUUUAAGUCGUAUCAUUCUUUUUAAUAAACGACGUUCAGGAGAAGCGGCAAGGAUGAAAAUUGAACAUUAUACGAAGAGACCACCGUGGCAUAAUCAUGGUAUAGCAGAAAUGAAAGAAUCUUUAACGGAAUUUGAAAAUAAGUUAGCAAAUGCUCUAACAGUAGUAGAAAUAAUAGAAAAGAGAGGAAGGAAAGUACCAGUUUUGCUAACUAAAGAAAUGAAAGAAUCUGUCGAUUUUCUACUGGCAACUCGCUCAUCAGUGGGAGUGCCCGAGGGCAAUCCUUUUGUUUUUGCUCGACUAGGUGAUUUAAAUUCCUAUUUAAGAGGUCAUGAUUGCAUUAAAAGAUGGUGUUAUGAAGCAAAUUUGGAGUCGCCAGAUACAAUAACAAGUACAAAAUUACGAAAGUUGCUGCUAGCAGUGGACCAAGGAAAAGCACAUACAUUUGCUGGAAAAUCUUUAAAGGAUAUUGAGGUCAAAGAUUUACCACCUAUAGAAGAGGAUCCAAUCGAUCAAAAUGAUGAAGAAGUUGAAAGGGAGAAAAGGGGGAGAAAAUAUAGUCAAGAGGGAGAAAAUAUAGGGAAGAUUGAUGAGAUUUUACCAUCUCAACCAUUCAUUGGCAAAAAGGAAAAUAAAACUAGGAACAAUAAACCUAAAAGAACGAAAAGGGAAGCGGCUUUAGGAAGAGUUCCGUGGGAUAAUUCAGGAAAGGAAGUUUUAUUGAAGAAAUUUAAAACAGAAAUAAAAAAUGGAAUCGUACCAGGGAAAGAUAAAUUUAAUUUGUGCAUACGUGCUCAACCCGACAACAAUGCUGACAAGGGCUCGCUACGUAAAGGUGCGUAUACAUAUGGCGAGCACAGCGCGAGCCGAGCACGAGCCGAGCCUGCCACAAACUCAAUUCGUCAUAUGUGUACUCCUCCCGCGAGCGCCUCGCGAGCCGCUCACAGUGUGAUCGUUGCGAUCCAUUUCUUGUCGGUUUUUGCGACGAACACAAAGGAGCUCGCAGUUGUAAUAUAG
Molecule: messenger RNA, 2037 nt
Organism: Sitophilus oryzae (rice weevil)
Lineage: Eukaryota; Metazoa; Arthropoda; Insecta; Coleoptera; Curculionidae
Exons: 6
Coding region: 1-2037 (678 amino acids)
Source: RefSeq, a predicted model, not a curated record